ACGUUCGGCUUUGAAAUUAUUUAUCUUGACAUUUUCCUUUUUUGUAACUUGUAUUUUAGAUUCGAUUUCUUCUUCAGAUUUGGCCCUUUCGCGUUAACCAAAUUUGUCGUUAUAGCUUGUGUCCAAAAUGAAUGUGCCACACAAGGCUCCGAGCGGUGAGCUGAAGAAGAGCAAGGGCAGCCUGGACCUGAAUGGGCGCCUUAUGGCCGAGCAGCUGACCAAAACGGAAACUCGCCUAAUCGUUAGCCAUGGUUCGGCUCUGGCAAUAGUUGAUAAGAAAAAAUCCCAUCUAAUUAUUGAGCCGAAGCUGGCGGAAAAGCCAUCCUUGAGGCUGUGCAGCAAGCCGCCCAGCGACAUGGCACACUUCAGCAUGGAGCACAAUUUCGAUGCCAAGGAUUUCUUGGAAAUGUCCGAGUCAAGCCUGGAACUCAUUGAGGAACCACACGGCAGGCGUCAAUAGCAAGACCCAAAGUAGAAUAAGACCUAGCCGUAUAGCCGUACCCAAUUGCCCGGAUCGACCACCCAAUGCCAACCAGUCCCAUCAUAAUGUUUUCCGACGAGUUCCGAAAAGUAAUCCAAGUCAAUUCGAAACCUUGCUAGUCCCCAUAAAUGUUUGUUUGAACAGCGCAAGUGACGCGAGCGAAGUGCAGCUCUAGAACUCAAGGAUUCCUGAGCGUAAACCCAAUUCGAGACGUGCUCCUCCAAGCUGACCCAGCUGAAAGCCAGCAUUCAUAAAACAGAGUCCAAUAUAAUGUCAAUUUUGAUUCUUGACCCAAGUAAAAUAU
Messenger RNA from Drosophila novamexicana, 785 nucleotides. RefSeq lists its product as uncharacterized. NCBI's taxonomy places the organism in Eukaryota, Metazoa, Arthropoda, Insecta, Diptera, Drosophilidae. The record is from RefSeq and is a predicted model, not a curated record. The transcript is spliced from 3 exons. Bases 128 to 460 code for a protein of 110 amino acids.